Molecule: messenger RNA, 1143 nt
Organism: Aethina tumida (small hive beetle)
Lineage: Eukaryota; Metazoa; Arthropoda; Insecta; Coleoptera; Nitidulidae
Product: odorant receptor 85f-like
Exons: 4
Coding region: 1-1143 (380 amino acids)
Biological process (GO): sensory perception of smell; detection of chemical stimulus involved in sensory perception of smell
Cellular component (GO): plasma membrane
Molecular function (GO): olfactory receptor activity; odorant binding
Source: RefSeq, a predicted model, not a curated record
AUGAUGGAACAAAUUAACUGUCUUAAAAUGCUGAAGAGGCUCAUGAUGAUUUCAGGUAUUUGGCGAUUGCCCCUCGAAACUAAAUCUUUGCAGGGAUUAUACGACAAAUACUCCAUAGUAUUUCAGUGUUACUUUUAUUUAUUUGUUUUGAGUUUGGGUGUAGCGACGAUUAUAGUUUGGAAUAUUUCGAUGGACAUGGUGGUGGAGAACCUCGGAGUGUUGAUAUUGUGCGUGAUCAUGAUAAUCAAAAUUGGUAUCUGCCAGACUGACACAAUUAAAAGUUUGUUGAGGCACGUAUUUAAGAAAGAGGAGGAACUGAAGGCUUCCGAUGAUGAGGAAUCCAAGCAGAUUUACAUUAGAUAUCAGAAUGUGGCGUUUGUGAUCACAAGAAUUAUCGUAAUUCACACCAUCUCCGUUGGUGUCAGCCUUCUUCUCACCAAAUAUCUUUUCUACUGGAACAUGGAGAAAAAUCAGUCGUAUCCAAACGUAACAUUGUACAGGAAAAAGCCGUUACCCUACAUAACUUGGUUGCCGUUCGACAGCGACCAACAUUUUAUUACAGCCUUCGUUUUGCAUUCCAUUUCUGCAUUUAUGGGUGUCAAUUACAAUUCUGUUACGGCCAUUUUUUUCUUAAGCGUGAUGAUUUUCAUUUGCGGCCAGUUGGCUAUUUUACAGCACAAAAUCAGAAUAUUGGAUACAACGUUGCAUAACUCCAAUUGGAAGAACGUUACCAAUGAGUUGAGGGCCUUGAUCGUCGACCACAAAACGAUUAUUGAGUAUUCUGAAAAGUUCAACAACGCCGUUAAAAUGAUUUUACUUUUAGAUUUCACUUUGAACUCACUGCAAGUUGCUUCUUUAAUUUUCCAAUUAAUCACUAUGGAGUUAAACGUGGUUAUGAUUUUUCUGGUGAUAUAUCUCACUUUGAUGGUGUUGCAAAUUUUCUUGCUCUCUUGGCAGGCCAACGAAGUUAAAGAACAUAGUUUACGCAUCGCAGAUGCUAUUUAUGAUCAUGCCUGGCAUGAACAGAUAAUUUCUAUAAGGAAAACCCUUCUAAUGAUGAUGAUGCGUUCCCAAAAACCUUUAACUUUGACCAUUGGUCCGUUGUACGCUAUAACCAACAGCACAUCUUUAACGGUAUUUUGA